GGUGUCUUUGUACUUUUUCUUAUCUGGAUUUUUUUUUUGGUAGAAAUUGCUGCAAAUGGAUAUUACUCCUCAUUAUUACAAGGUGAAAGAUAUUCCUGAAUCUUUAAAUCCCAUUACAGGUCGUAGUAUUUAUUAUGGAAUUCGUCCUUGGCGUUGCGACGAUCGUUUCCAGGACUGGCUAAAGUCUUUCAUCUCUUUUGAUGGAAUAGGUGUUCAGUUUCAGCUGCUCAAGACGUUGUAUAAAUGUAUUUACUCUGAAAAAGGUGCCGAGCCCGUGGAUAGUUAUCAUCGACUGGGACGGUCAGAGGUCAUGUUUUAUGUUGAACGCUAUCGUAGUGGCAUGAUGCGGGAAAGAUUUUGGGAGACCUAUCCUUACGAUCAAAACGAGCUUGUUAGGAUAGCGGAAGAGGAUGGUAUGAAGAUGCGCGUCUGGCGCCAUCAACGUGAGCUUGAAAUCCAGUCAAGAGAAGGUAAACUCGAUGAAUUACUCCAAAAAAGCAUUUUUAAGCAACCUAAGUAAUAUUUCGGGUUCCAUCGCACAAAGUCGUGAAUAUACUGCUCUGAGUAGGUCUAGAAUAUUCAGAAGUAUAUCAUAUAAGAACACUGACUACAUUGAUAGUAGUGACAGAAUGGUUGUGAAUCGAACUUCUUUUUAUGCUUAAUGUUCUGUAUUCCACUCGAAAUGAAUGCAAAAAAUGCAUCGCAAAUGAGGUGCCUUUAUACCUCAAAAAAUGUUUUGCAUAUUCUCGUUGUUAAAGGUGCCAGUAAUUGCGUUGGAUUUUACUUUGUUGUGCAUCUAGCUGAGAAUAUGGAAAAGGUCUCUUUCAAAACUUUUAUUUUACUGAAGUAGAGUGAGGACUAUUCAACAACAUGCAUGUGCCCAUGUCGAAUAGAAUCAAUGGAGAGUUAUCAUUCCCAAAUCAAUUGCUUAUCCGAUUUAUACGCUAUUAGUGACAUUAAAGGGAUUACCAGAGUUUAGGGGCACUGGGGACCAAGUGUGCUGUGGAUUGUGCCUCUUACCGUCGGUAAUUAUUAGGGAUUUUCCUUCGAGUUACACAGAUCUGUACGAGUUUGGUUCGUAACCAGUAUUUGCUUGGAAAGGAGUGUAUGCAAUCAUACAUGACCGCACCACA
This is a messenger RNA of Phytomonas sp. EM1, 1133 nucleotides long. The record is from the annotation of a GenBank genome assembly. Lineage: Eukaryota; Euglenozoa; Kinetoplastea; Trypanosomatida; Trypanosomatidae.